Messenger RNA from Musa acuminata subsp. malaccensis (wild Malaysian banana), 1857 nucleotides. RefSeq names its product transcription factor MYB62. The record is from RefSeq and is a predicted model, not a curated record. Lineage: Eukaryota; Viridiplantae; Streptophyta; Magnoliopsida; Zingiberales; Musaceae. Gene Ontology annotation, biological process: regulation of DNA-templated transcription. Gene Ontology annotation, molecular function: sequence-specific DNA binding; DNA-binding transcription factor activity. Gene Ontology annotation, cellular component: nucleus.
GAGUAGAUCGCAUCCAAAAAAUCCUUGUGAGUGCCACAAGUCAUAAAGAGAAAGAGGAUCCAGUAAGUUUCACCUUUGGGGUACUUGUUCUUCUACUACUGACCUGUCCCAUUAUUUGUAGCUUUCCUUCUUCUUGCAUGGCCUAUAUAACACGGAAACUUAGCCCUCUUCUCCAAGCCUCCCUAUAGGAAAGCAUUCUUUAGGAGGGGAGGGAGCAAAGCAUGUCUGAGACAAGGGGAUCAUCCGGCAAAUAUGGGGACAUGGAGCUAAGGAGAGGGCCAUGGACUCUGGAGGAGGACACACUCCUCAUCCACUACAUUGCUUGUCACGGCGAAGGCCGGUGGAAUCUCCUCGCUAGGUGUUCAGGCUUGAAGAGAACCGGCAAGAGUUGUCGACUGAGAUGGUUGAAUUACCUGAAACCCGACAUAAAGCGAGGCAACCUUACGCCCGAAGAGCAACUCAUGAUUCUUGAACUCCACUCCAAGUGGGGAAACAGGUGGUCUAGAAUCGCACAACAUCUACCCGGUAGAACGGACAACGAGAUAAAGAACUACUGGCGGACUCGAGUGCAGAAGCAGGCGAGACAGCUCAAGGUCGACGCCAACAGCGCCAUGUUCCGAGACGCCGUGCGUUGCUAUUGGAUGCCGAGGUUGCUUGAGAAGAUGGGCUCUUCCCACACCAUGCAAUCUCUUGGUGCCUACACCACCACGACCGACCAGGCUCCGCAAGGUCCUCGCCAUGAGCUCGUCAACCCAAGCAUGCAACAUCACCAGUUCGGAAGUCUCACCUCCUACGAGCCACCGGCAGUAGCGGAGAAUCGAAGCCCCAGCAGCUCUUCCUGCUCCACCGUCCUCCCUCGACUCCCGGUUACCGUGUCCGAGUUCCCAUCAACAGCACCCGACGAGCUGGAUGGCGUCGCAUUCGAUCCACUCUCUAGUGGCCUCUCCAUGAACAAUGCCUACGACCUAGGCACCUGGGACCUAGCCCCGGUGUCGGCACCAGCGCUUGGCUAUUCGGCGUCGCCCGAUUACACUGUAGCUAACAGCGACUGCAGCAACACCAUUGUCGAUGGCUUGUGGAGCUUGGACGAGUUAUGUGACAUGUUAAAAAGCUACAUCAGUGGCGCAGAUCCUAAGGUUCCUUUCGGUGAUAACUCUUAGGGGCCAAAAAGCAUGUAGCACCUCAAAGUGAACUGUAUACUCUGUUCCUGCUUCUUACACUUGAAGCCAGCUAGUCCUCCUUCUCCGUGUGAUCGAUCCAUUUCGGUAAAGGUCGUCAUCAUCUUCUUGACUAGGGUUUUCAUGUAUUAGUUGUGGGAAAGGUCCACGUACCGCUGACAGUGCCUAGGAUGUACAGAGAACCAGAGGCCCAGCGAGAUCAAGUUCCAUGGAGCAAACGCCAAGGAGUGUUGUCGCUACAUCGUUGGAUGGCUUCACGAGCAUGACAGAACCGGAGACCGGCGAACAGCGAGGAGUGAUGGUCCGGAAGAAAGGAUGAUGCGGCCUUUGCGAUGAGAACAUCACAUCAAACCGAUGGAUCUCAUCCUGUCACUUCACCACAUCUAUCCCAGACAGCUGUCCUCUAUUCGAUUCCUCCGCCCGAGCGAUCGAUAGCCACGUGCAUAUACUAUCCAUGCUCGAUAAUCCAAAGCAAUUUUCUCACGUGCAAAUCCUCCGCGAAGAACUUUCGAUCGUAAUCCAAUAUUAUACGAUGGAUUGCGAUGGAAGGGAUGCUUGCUUUGUGGAUCUUUUUUCUUCUUUAGCUCUUUUACACGUAACUCGUUUCGGUAAAUAUUCUUUGGAAGCUUCCCAACCUGCAUGACAUGUACAAUAAACUAGUGAGAUUGGAGAAUAAAGA